AAUUAACUACUAUAUAACAAUUAACUUACUUAAAUUUCUUUUCAGAAUGUUGAGCAUCUGGCUACUAGCAAGUCUCGUGCAGACUUGUCUGUGUGGUGGUCUGUACCAAGCGGCCGCUCCUGUGUCCUCUGUAGAGGCUCACGGACCUCUAGCUCGUCUGGCGCUUGACUCCAUGGGAGCGACAGGAGGAGUUCACUACUACAGCGGUUCUCACGUUCCUCUAGCUCCAGCUCCAGCGGCAGUUCCUGUAGCUCCAGCGGGUGUACAUAUAGCUCCAGCAGCUCUUCGUGUAGCUCCAGCGGGGGUACAUAUAGCUCAAGCAGCUGUUCCGUAUGCAGCCGCAGCUCCUGUAGACCUAGUCCACCAUGUUCCUGCAGUUGCCGAUGUCCCUGUCACCAAAUAUGUAGCACAGCCCGGCUACGUCCAGAAAUUAGUGGACGUUGCAAAAGCGAAGGUCGCUGUUGCGAAGCUUCAAGUAAGACGGCCCGCUAUACAAAAGCAGUUUUUCGACAUCGAAGAGCGCACCAUAGUCCGCCCCGUCGGUUCCGCCGUCGUGGAGCUCGAUGAGCCUCUCUCCAAGACCGUCAGCUCUCCGUUCACAGUGAUUCCGGCCGGACACCACACGGUGGCCCAGUUCCAGCAACCUCUAGCCUAUCCUGUGAACUCCAAUCUCGUUUCUUAUUACCCGUCUCAAAUUCCUGUGCAGAGUUAUCCUGCAUUCAUCCAACAGACUCAAGGGGUUGUGCAAAUUCCUCAGCAGUCAUUCCCUUUCCCUCAGCCUCCCCAGCAGUUGCCUUCAGCGCCCGAGCAGCCUCAACAACCUAACCCUCCAGCAUCUACGCCUCCACAGCAGACCCCUUCCUUCCCCCAACCGUCUAAUCCUAGCCUCGAUGACUCAUUCCCAAAUGCAGAGUUUGACUCAUCAGAUACGGUCGUCGUUGACAACCCUGAUUUUAGCAGAUCGAGCAUCCAAGGUAAUGAACAACCAGAGCCUAAUACCGAAACCGACACAGCUUCCGGAGAAUUUAGAAGUAGAUCGCAAGAACAAACUAGAAACGAUAUCAAUGAGCAAGAUACACAGCCAGAUCAAUCAGCUAUGGUCCAGCAAAUAUUGAACGAGUUUCAAGGGCGACAGCUAUUGAGGCAGUUCUUCAGAGAGAACGACCUGCAACCCAUUCAAAGAUUUCAGCAGCCCCAACCACUUCAGUUCCAACCCCUUCAGCCGUUCCAACAAGCACAAAAUUCUCCUAGCAUGCAGCCUCAACCACUCCAGCGGUCACAGGAAUCAACAUCCAGCGAAGAGAACACAUCUGCACCGACAGAAAGUAGCACUGAGACCACAACUCAAGAGGCUUCGUCGACAACUACAGAAUCUGAAAUUCCAACUUUGUUCCGAUCAUCCUUAGAUGCUCUUCAGCCGAAUGCCCAAGGAGUACAAAGCAAAUCGUACUCAAGUGAAGGCCAGAUCCCUUCGGUGAGGAAUUUGAGCCCGGAGGAAUCACAAGACAACCAACAAAAAUUGAUAGAGCUGCUCACAGGAAGAGGUGAAAUUUCCGAGGUGAGCCUGGGGAGGUCCGGGGUGAAGUUGUCAUCUGUGGGGGACUCAGGGGUCGUGAGGGGAAGAGUUCUAUCUGUGACACCGUCCCCGCGCACAGCAGGUGACGAGAGAGUGUCUACCAGAAGGGUUGUGGUUAGCCGCCCCAUACAGACCUUGGAAGAGGUGGAUAUCCAUCAACCCUUCACCAAACUCGAGAGGGUAGCUGUCCACGAGCCUGCCUUACUCAAGACUGCUCAUACCCACCUCGCCAGGGUCCCGACCGCUUUACCAGUGGUCAGUCGAGCAGUGGCUCCUGUACUCUAUCACUAACACAUCCUUGUCUCCCAACACAAGCCAAAUUAUGUUCAUUUCUGCGCAUUAUUUAUUUUUCAUUUUAGUUCAUGACCGCUAUAGAUUGGUGUAUCAUGUUCUAUUUUUCACCUUUAGUUGUAAAUACUUGCACAAUCCAUAUAGUUACUAUUGUAAAAUCGCACCUUUAUAGAAUUUCAUAGGUUUUUUUCACUGAUGUAACGAAUUUUUAGAUGUAUUAAAACAAAAUAAUACUUUAA
Molecule: messenger RNA, 2106 nt
Organism: Homalodisca vitripennis (glassy-winged sharpshooter)
Lineage: Eukaryota; Metazoa; Arthropoda; Insecta; Hemiptera; Cicadellidae
Product: altered inheritance of mitochondria protein 3
Exons: 1
Coding region: 47-1867 (606 amino acids)
Source: RefSeq, a predicted model, not a curated record